AGCGGUUUUGCUCAAAAACACGCCUUAAAAAAUUCCAUGUUACUAAAAUAAGUUAUGAAAAAUACAGCGUAGCAUUGGUGCCUUAGAACACAUUCGCUGGGGUAACUGGGGUAUAUUGAACCGGUGGCUACGCUUUAACUGGGAGUUCGGCAGAUGGCAGUGGAAGCAGCGCUUGCCCCCAUACGGCCCACAUGACUCAGUAAUUCACCACGCUGUACGAUCCUAAAACCUUCCUGUACCUUUAAAUGCAAGUCGACCGCCUCGGACUCAUCCUCGCCUAUUUAUUCACUCAUGAAAAAAAUCCCCAGCGUAUGCUUUCCAGUGCAGGCUGAUUUGCCGCAAUUUAUCGCUAUUUGCAUUAAAACACCGCAGCGGUUUGUGGAAGGAAAGUCCGCAGCACGUUUCGGCAGAAGCUCGGCGGUCAGGCGCUGGAAACAAAGUUAAAGGGUUAGUUUGCGUCUUCCGCGUCCAGCGCCAUAGUUGGAGUUUGGAGGAAAAGGUGCCGAACAGGUCAGAUCCCACAUCACUUCGGUGUCAGAAAGCAUCCUGUUAUGGACAUUUCUGAGCCGUGGCUGUGAAGUGGAGUAAGUGAGCGGAGAAAAAUCUCGAUCAAGUUGGAUCUGGCGUCUUCGGGACGGAUUAUGCAGUGAGCGGCCGCGGGACCUUUUCAGCCGGAGUAACUUUGGAUUCCGAACAGAUGCUUGUGUGAAUGUAUGAAUAUUUCCGCGAGUUUUGGAGUUUUUGGAUCGAUGCCCGUUUUGUAUGAACUUUUAUCAGAUCUUUACGUCGUAUUCCUAUUUUCAGGGCAAAAGUGUUUCCUUUGAGUCUUUGAAUUUAUAUUAACGCGGGUUUGUCACAUUUGUGCAAAAGGUAGUUUAUAUUGUAUCCGAUUUGUAUAUUUUUAACGACGCUUUCAUGCGCCAGCAUUGGACGCGUUCAAGAACAUACCGGCAUUUAAAAUUUUAACAUUUUGUUUUCGGCUGCGUUUUCAAAAUGGAUAAAUAUGAUGAUCUCGGACUGGAAGCCAGCAAAUUUAUCGAAGAUCUCAAUAUGUACGAAGCGUCCAAGGAUGGACUGUUCAGAAUGAAGCGAGAUGCGGGGAACAAUCCUGACUUUGAAGAAACUAGGAGGGUAUUUGCUUCAAAAAUGUCCAAAAUCCAUAUGCAGAAGCACCAGGAGGAAUUGGCAAAAAACAAUUUGGCGGCGAAGCUGACUGACGGCCUCAGUGGGCACGGUCGAACACCGGAUAAUGCAUUCUACACCAAGGAUCGGCCACCACUCAAUAGCUACAGACCUGCAAACGAGGCAGCUGCCAAACCUCCUAUUCUGUCUGGGCCAACGCCUGGUGCUGUCACUGCCAACCAGGUUGUCUCUUCUGAGGGACAAAAACAGCAUCGCACCGCUCACCAGGAAGGUCCGGGGAAUAGAGGAUACAGCUAUGGAAAUAAUAAUGAUGAUUAUAAGGAGAUUCUGGAUCCACAUUCUUUCCAUACCUUGGCUCCUGGAACAUCUUCCUACCACCCAGUGUCCCUGUCCCUACAUGGUAACCCUCCAAGCAGUCCUGCAGCUGGCUGGGGUCAUCCCAUCCAAGGGGGUCAUCCCAUCCAAGGGGGUCAUAGCCCAGCUGUGAUCCCGGCAUACACAGAGGUCCAGCAAGGGCAAGAACCAGCUGCACAGUAUAAGCCGGCCCCACAGCCCCCUAGACCCCCUCUCACUCCCAACAGCUGCCCAUCACCAGGGCUCCAUCCACCAGCAUCCCUUGUAUUCGGCCAGACCCAGGCAGGCAACCUGGAGUCCCCCUGUGACUUCCCUCCCCUGGGUGCCCCAACAGCGAGUGCUUCUCCCGAGGUCUCCUGGGUCCGUGCUGGGGAUGCCCACGGUGUGGGGCGCCCCUCACCCACGUCCCACCCCCCGAGAAGUCCCUUCAGCGACACCGCAGACUCAAACUCUCCAUCUUCUCGGCAGAUUAUGGCACAGGUCAGUUCUGGUGCCAGGCCUUCCAAAGGGAACCCUGCUCAGAAUGGGCUUCAUGGAGGUCUUGCAUCAUCUUGUGUACCUCACCAAUCAGCCGUGAGGAUUCCAGUACCAUCUGAGAUACUUCACUCCAAGAUCCCAAGUGGUGAUCCAGCCUAUCUGGACCAGAGCAAUUCCCUCACCCAUGGGUCCACCUGGAGCCCUUCUCAGGGUCCGAAUACUGACAGCCAGGGAUCCAUAACAGUGGCCCUCAACCAGGACGCAGAUGGCUCUCCGCUCCCCUCAACUCCGGUGUCUAAACAGGAGCCUUCCACCCCCACCAGACUGAACCCUCUGCACUGUCAGACUAUCCAUUUACAGCCAGAGCAAGGACCCUCAGCUGCUGAAAUAAAAUUAGAAGCUCUUACGAAGCAGCUGGGAAAGGAGAUGGACGCCCAGCCAAAGGCUGAUUACUUCGGAAACUGUAUGAAGUGUAAGAAGGCAGUGUACGGAGCCAGCCAAGCCUGCCAAGCCAUGGGCAACCUCUACCACGACGGCUGCUUCACCUGCAGCGCCUGCAGUCGAAGGCUGCGUGGGAAAGCAUUUUACCAUGUCUGUGGAAAGGUUUUCUGUGAAGAGGAUUUCCUGUAUUCUGGCUUUCAGCAGUCGGCAGAUAAAUGCAAUGUGUGUGGCCAUCUAAUUAUGGACAUGAUCCUACAGGCGCUGGGGAAGUCUUAUCAUCCCGGAUGUUUCCGCUGCGUGGUGUGCAGUGAGACCCUGGAUGGUGUGCCCUUCACGGUGGACACGGAGAACAAGAUCUACUGUGUGAGGGAUUACCACAGGGUUUUGGCGCCCAAGUGUGCAGCCUGCAGCCAGCCCAUCCUGCCCUCUGAGGGCUCUGAUGAGACCAUCCGUGUCGUGUCGAUGGACCAGGACUACCAUGUGGAGUGCUACCGCUGUGAGGACUGUAAGAUGGAGCUGAAUGACGAGGAGGGACAUCGCUGCUACCCGCUGAAUGGGCAUUUAUUGUGCCAUUCCUGCCACCUGAAACGCAUCGAAUCCAACGCCCGCCAGCAGUUUUAGGAUUCUGCUGCCACCUAAUGGCUAGAAAGAUAUCUCCUCUGAAAGCUGACAAAAUUUGAUUAGAACUUCCUGACGUUUUUUCUCAUAUUGAAGAAACAUCUUCAGCAUAUACCUGAGAAAAAUUAUUUAUGUUUACAAUUUUUAUUGCUGUUUGUUUUAAUCUAACAAUGGAAGUACUUCUCAUACAUGUAAACAGUGAUACUUGUAACCACACCCAAUGAUUUUUAUUUAUCGUUUUUUUGUGUAUUUUUAAACGAGACAGGUAAACAAUCAAACCUUGUGGCAAGUAUUGUGUACGAACAGGAAGGAGAGAUCAGUACUGAUACAGCUCAGUGUUUAUGAACUGGGAGAGAAUUUCAGCCCAAAACCUGCCUGUACAAUAUUAUGUUUGCAAUUAAGAAAGUUGCCUUAAAAUUGGCAUCAUUUAAAAAACAGCACGUCCAAGUAUAGACACACACAUCAGUGGACAGCAUUGUUUCUUAAGAAGCUGUAAUUUGUGUUAACAAUUUAUAUAAUUUUCACAGAACAGCCAUUGUUUGCCUGUUGAAUGAAUGUGAAAAAUCCUUUGAUAUUUAAGUAACGUUAGGCCAAAACCUUUACUGAUUUUUUUUUUCUCUCUGCUUUUCAAGUGUUACAUUUUGAUAUUUAUUUCUGGAUAUCUUGAUCCAAAUGUUUCUGCAGUUUAGAUAUUUUUCAGAGAUCUACAUGCAGUUGCUGUACGUUUGUAACAAUGUUAAAACCAAUUGCAAGAGUCCAUUAAAAAAAAGUCUAUGAAAAUCAUUCUCCAAGUUAGUUUUAUAAGGUUUGGGAUCUUCUUUCGCUUCCUAGGACACAUAUUGUCUCCAAAACACAUUGUGGCUUAUGAUGCAGUAAUAUUUGUGCUGUAUUUGCUGUAACAUUAAAUCCAGCAGCUGAUUCAGAAAGUUUCACUUCUUACAAAGUAA
Molecule: messenger RNA, 3980 nt
Organism: Brienomyrus brachyistius
Lineage: Eukaryota; Metazoa; Chordata; Actinopteri; Osteoglossiformes; Mormyridae
Gene: limd1a
Product: LIM domains containing 1a
Exons: 8
Coding region: 994-3036 (680 amino acids)
Biological process (GO): regulation of DNA-templated transcription; response to hypoxia; positive regulation of miRNA-mediated gene silencing
Cellular component (GO): transcription regulator complex; P-body; nucleus
Molecular function (GO): transcription corepressor activity
Source: RefSeq, a predicted model, not a curated record